AUGACAAAAUUCAAUAACCCAAAAGCGAAAAGGGUUAAGUCAAAUCUGAAACUUACCGAGUCAAAGUUGGUAAAAAAGAGGACCACGUUAAAAGGAAGAAAUACUAAAAAAGCCACUGUCACAGAGGUAUCACGCGAAAAAACUGAAAAGGCAUCACGCUAAUAGGCAACAUGCAAAGAGACAUCACGCAAAGAGCCAACAACGCAAAAAGGCAUAACGCAAAGAGGCAUCACGAAAAGAGCCAACACGCAAAAAGGCAUCACGCAAAGAGGCAACACGCAAAAAGGCAUAACGCAAAAAGGCAGUACUCAAAGAGGCAACAGGCAAAAAGGCUGUACGCAAAAAAACAUAAACGCUAAAAGGCAACACGCAAAAAGGCAUCGCAAAAAAGGCAGUUUGCAAAAAAGGGCAAUUUGCAAAAAGGGCAUCACGUGA
Molecule: messenger RNA, 435 nt
Organism: Porites evermanni
Lineage: Eukaryota; Metazoa; Cnidaria; Anthozoa; Scleractinia; Poritidae
Source: the annotation of a GenBank genome assembly